Molecule: messenger RNA, 1857 nt
Organism: Manis javanica (Malayan pangolin)
Lineage: Eukaryota; Metazoa; Chordata; Mammalia; Pholidota; Manidae
Gene: TMPRSS2
Product: transmembrane serine protease 2
Biological process (GO): proteolysis
Cellular component (GO): membrane
Molecular function (GO): protein binding; serine-type endopeptidase activity
Source: RefSeq, a predicted model, not a curated record
GAGCGUCCUCCGUGGGGCUGGUGGGUGCUGCGCGCCUGGGACCCCUUGGCCGUGGCACGGUGGGCAGGUUGCUCCGCGAGUCCCCGGGCCAUGCGUCGGAGAGGACGGUGUCUGGGGUCGUUCCGGUCAUCUGAACAUUCCAAAUACCUACCCAUUACCUGAUGCCGCUGAUAAAAUCGAGAUGGCUCUGAACCCAGGAUCACCGCCAGGUGUUGGACCUUACUAUGAAAACCACGGGUACCAAAACGAAAGCCCGUACCCGCCACGGCCAGCUGUGGUCCCCAGCGCCUACGCCGUGUACCCAGCUCAGUACUACCCGCCCACCGUGCCCCAGUACGCCCCGAGAGUGCUGACGCACGCUUCGACGCCCGUCAUCCACGUGCAGCCCAAAUCCCCGUCGGGGACACUGUGCACCUCAAGGACCAGGAGGGUGCUGUGCAUCACUGUCGCCCUGGGCGCCCUCCUGGCAGGAGCGCUGGCAGCUGCCUUCCUGCUCUGGAGGUUCAUGGAGGACAAGUGCUCUGUGUCUGGGAUGGAGUGUGGCUCCUCGGGAACCUGCAUCAGCCCCUCGCACUGGUGUGACGGGGUCCUGCACUGCCCCAGCGGGGAGGACGAGAACCACUGUGUUCGCCUCUAUGGACCGAACUUCAUCCUGCAGGUGUACUCAGUGCAGAGGAAGUCCUGGCACCCUGUGUGCCGAGAUGACUGGAGCGAGAGCUACGGGAGGGCUGCGUGCCAGGACAUGGGCUACCGCCGGAUUAGAAACAGGACCAGUGGAGGAUCUUGCCUGAUGCUCCAGGGUCAUAGGACGGAAAGGAAUAGUUUUUAUUCUAGCCAAGGAAUAGCGGAUGACAGCGGGGCCACCAGCUUUAUGAAGUUGAACAUAAGUGCUGGCAAUGUGGAUCUCUAUAAAAAACUCUAUCACAGUGAUGUCUGUUCUUCAAAAACAGUGGUUUCUUUACGCUGCAUAGAGUGUGGGGUCAGCCAGAAGAUGAGCCGCCAGAGCCGGAUUGUCGGUGGGACAGGUGCGGCCCUGGGGGACUGGCCCUGGCAGGUCAGCCUGCACGUCCAGGGCAUCCACGUCUGCGGAGGCUCCAUCAUCACCCCUGAGUGGAUCGUGACAGCCGCCCACUGUGUGGAGGAGCCUCUGAACCAUCCGCGGUACUGGUCGGCCUUCGCGGGGGUUUUGAGACAGUCCUUCAUGUUCUAUGGAAAUGGGUACCGCGUGGAAAAAGUGAUUUCUCAUCCAAAUUAUGACUCCCAGACCAAGAACAAUGACAUCGCUCUCAUGAAGCUGCAGACUCCCCUGACUCUCAGCGACGAAGUGGGACCGGUGUGUCUGCCCAACCCAGGCAUGACGCUGGAGCCCGCCCAGGCCUGCUGGAUCUCCGGGUGGGGGGCCACGCACGAGAAAGGGAAAACGUCAGACAUGCUGAACGCCGCCGUGGUGCGCCUGCUCGAGCCCUGGCAGUGUAACAGCAAGCACGUCUAUAAUGGCCUGGUCACGCCGGCCAUGAUCUGCGCGGGCUACCUGCAGGGAGACGUCGAUUCCUGCCAGGGUGACAGUGGAGGCCCUCUGGUCACUUUGAAGAGCAGCAUCUGGUGGUUGAUUGGGGACACGAGCUGGGGAUCCGGCUGUGCCAAGCCUAACAGACCAGGAGUGUAUGGAAACGUGACAGUAUUUACAGACUGGAUCUAUCGACAAAUGAGGGUGAACAGCUAAUCCGCACGGCUUUGGCUUUGACACCAUAUUCCACAAGAAAAUGAAGGGGCUGAUUUUUAAUUCCCGGGGAAUAAUGUACUUUUAGGAAUGAUUCAACGGCCUUUCAUUUUGAUUAAAUAGUGAACUUGCCUGUC